AUGGAUUUCAAGUUACAAAGAUAUUUCCUUUUUCCCCUUCUUGGUCUUUUGGCUAUCACCCUUUUAACUCACUGCAGCCAACCAGUUUUUGAUGAUCAAUCAGGAUUCGUGAGUAUCGAUUGUGGAUUACCAGAAAACUCAACCUAUACUGGCAGUAUGUUUCCAGUAACUUACACGAGCGAUGAAAUGUUCAUAAACACGGGUGUAAAUGCACGUCUAUUGCCUAAAUUCAUUUCCAAUGAUACAGAAAUUUACUUAGAGACUGUUAGAAGCUUUCCACAAGGGAAAAGGAACUGCUACAAUCUAAGAUCAUCUAAAGACAAAGAUAGCAAAUUUCUAGUACGUGCCUUUUUCAUGUAUGGUAACUAUGAUAAUAAAAGUCAUGUACCAAAGUUUGAUUUGCAUAUUGGUACUGAGCUUUGGGACACAAUUCAACUGGAUAAUUCCUCUCAUUUCAUAAACACGAGAGUUAAGAACCCAAAAUUAUAUUCUAAUCUAAUCAAUAGUUUCUCUUUCGUCUGCUGCAGAUAUAGCUUUGACGCUUAUGAUCGAAUUUGGGAAGCUCUUCAACUUCCAGAAUGGGAUAUUGUUUCCACAAGACGAGAAGUCGACAGAGAUAUCGAGAACGAUUUUUACCCACCAACUCUUGCUAUGGGGACGGCAGCAACGCCACUGAAUUCUACUACCUGGACUCUCUCUUGGGGUCCUGCAGAUCCCAAUAUUGACUACCAUACCUACUUGUAUUUUGCUGAAAUAGUGAGCCUUUUGCCUAAUCAGACCAGAAAAUUUGAUGUCAUCAUUAAUAGUGAAACAGUCUCCUGGGAGGAAUUGGAGCCAGAGUAUUUGACCACUUUUGUGAUGAACGACAAGCGAAUGGCUAGCAAUUUUAACUAUACAUUGCGUCAAACCAACAAUUCGACAUUGCCUCCUCUUAUUAACGCGCUUGAGGUUUAUGCUGCCAAACGGUUCUUCAAGGUUCAUACUGAUGAAAAUGAUGUUGAUGCAAUUAUGGAUAUUAAGAAAACUUAUGAUGUGAAGAAAAACUGGCAAGGAGAUCCAUGCUUGCCGAAAGAUUACACAUGGGAAGGUCUUCGCUGCAAUUACAGUUCCAGCAGUUCCACACGAAUUAUAGGCUUGGACUUGUCCUCCAGUGAAUUAAAUGGGGAGAUUCCAUCUUCUCUAUCAAAUCUAACUGCUUUACAGUACUUGGAUCUAUCGGACAAUGAUUUAACAGGUCCAAUACCAAGUUCUCUUGCUGGAUUUGCGUUCUUGAGAUUCUUAAACUUAACUGGAAACAAGUUCUGGGGUUCAAUUCCUCUUGGACUUGCUGAAAAGGCUAAUAAUGAAACCUUAUUGCUCAGCAUGGAUGGAUUCAUACCCCUCAUUAAGAAUCAUUGUCAAUCAGCUCAAUGUACAAAAAAGAAGCUUUCUAUUCCAGUAGUUGCAUCAGUAGCUGUACUGUUGAUGCUCUUGAUUGUGGUAAUCACCAUCUGUUACUUCACCAAACGCAAAGGGGAUAAAAGGGUCGAUUCUUUUGACUCAAGAAGCCAACGUUUUUCAUACACUAAAAUAGUGAGUAUGACCAACAACUUUGAGAAGAUUUUAGGCAGAGGUGGAUUUGGAUUAGUAUACCAUGGCUACUUGGACAACAAAGAAGUUGCUGUGAAGAUGCUUGCUGAGACAGGAUACAAGGAAUUUCAGAUUGAGGCUGAGCUAUUGGGAAGAGUUCAUCACAGAAACUUGAUUUCACUUGUUGGGUAUUGUUAUGAAGGUGCUUAUAUGGCGCUUGUGUACGAGUACAUGGCAAAUGGGACUGUAAAAGAGCAUCUCAAUGGUCCAAAAUCAUUGACUUGGAUAGAGAGACUUCAGGUGGCCCUGAAUGGAGCAGAAGGUUUGGAUUAUCUGCAUAAUGGUUGCACGCCACCUAUUGUCCACAGAGAUGUUAAGAGUACCAACAUCUUAUUAGAUGAUAACUUCCACGCAAAACUUGCCGAUUUUGGAAUUUCUAGAGCUUUUUCUGUAGAUGAGAGCUCUUUCGUGUCAACUGCAGUUGUUGGCACUAUCGGUUAUCUUGAUCCAGAGUAUGCUCAUUUACAGAAAUUGCAUGAAAAGAGUGAUGUUUAUAGCUUCGGAGUCGUGCUUUUGGAACUCAUCACAGGGCAGCCUCCUGUGGUAACAAGCAAGAACUGUCACAUAACUCAAUGGGUUGGUAAUUCUCUUACUACUGGUGAUGUUGCCGAUGUUAUUGACCCCAUGCUAGAUGGAACCUAUGAUAGUGAAUUGGUGGAAAAAUAUGUAAGAUUAGCAAUCAGUUGUUGCUCACCCUCUUCUACUAAUAGGCCAACCAUGCAUUAUGUGUCUAGCAGACUGGAGGAAUAUUUAGAAGCUGCAACAGAGGCUACUAAAGGCAUAAUGGUUUAUUUUGAAGAUUCAACCACAAUCCCUGUGCUUCUUGAUAGCAAGUUCUCAAGCAAAUUUUAAUUUUAAUUAUUUACAGGAGUCUGCAAUAUAAGGACUUGCUUUUUGAUGCAUUUUUGUUAAAAAAAAAAUUGUCUUCUUUUUAUCCAUCUCUUUUGGCCUGUAAUUUGUACUAGUGGACAGCUGUCCAUGCAUUUUUACUUUUUGUACACUGUUAUUGUUGAGAAUUUUGAAUGUUUCAAAUACAAUCUCUGUUCAGUAAA
Molecule: messenger RNA, 2681 nt
Organism: Solanum tuberosum (potato)
Lineage: Eukaryota; Viridiplantae; Streptophyta; Magnoliopsida; Solanales; Solanaceae
Product: putative leucine-rich repeat receptor-like protein kinase At2g19210
Exons: 13
Coding region: 1-2481 (826 amino acids)
Biological process (GO): protein phosphorylation
Molecular function (GO): protein binding; protein kinase activity; ATP binding
Source: RefSeq, a predicted model, not a curated record